GCCUCAUUUCAUGUCGGAUCAGCAGAAUCCGACUGUUAUUGCGCUACGCGUGAAAGUCUUUUCCCCCCCUCAUGCAGUACUAUCCGGGCGGCUGUUGCCUCUAUUGGUCGUAAAUCUGCAACUUGCAGACUUGCUUCCCGAGUUGCGCCUUGACCCUACACCUGUAGCCCUUGUUGCCCCAUUCAGUGACCGUCCUCGACGUGCUCGCCGGACUCCAGUAUCCCUCCCGUACAUCUGUGUGCUUUGUACGGGUGACCCAUCCCUUGUACGUGCCGCAGCCGUGAAAUGGCCAGCUGUCCAUGCAGGCACGGGCACAUUAACAGAGACACCAGACACAUGACUGACACGCGGAUGGAUAAUCUUGCUUAUGUGUGUUGUGUGUGUUGGAUGGACCACUCGUCUCCGUGGUCGCCGGCUUUCUGCACACACAUGGUGGAUGAGACAUGAUCGAAGGAAACACAUGGAUACACGAAAGUGCGCAUGUCGACCGUGCGUACCUUGCAUCUUCCCUGGGGGUGCGCCACCUUCUCAUCCGUCUCGUAGUCCCAAAGCUGCUUGUAGCACUUGAGCCUCUCUCCGCAGUCCUUGCUUUCUUUGCACACCGCCCCAGCUGCACUCUUGGAGUGGACACGGACAAUCUUAUCCUUAGCCACCACCGCCUUGGAGUGGAUGUCCAUGCGCGAGGCGCCACAGAGCCCCACGAUCACGGCGACGGCCAGGGUGGUGAGCAGCACGGCCUUCGGAACAGCCAUCUGACCGGACGAGACAGCCCAUAGCAGUGGCAUAAUGGACGGCAAAGCCCUUCGAGAAGUUUGAGAGCUCUUGUUUCUGCAUUUUUGGUACCAUCGCUGAAAAAGGCAGCUUUUGAAGGUCAAUCCGAGGGGAAGGCAACUCAGGCCACGCAACUGUUACGCUCGCUCUAGAAUAG
Molecule: messenger RNA, 928 nt
Organism: Vitrella brassicaformis
Lineage: Eukaryota; Vitrellaceae
Source: the annotation of a GenBank genome assembly